Messenger RNA from Arabidopsis thaliana (thale cress), 638 nucleotides. RefSeq lists its product as uncharacterized. The coding region runs from base 107 to 424 and encodes 105 amino acids. NCBI's taxonomy places the organism in Eukaryota, Viridiplantae, Streptophyta, Magnoliopsida, Brassicales, Brassicaceae. Gene Ontology annotation, biological process: nitrate import; signal transduction; root development. The transcript has a single exon. The record is from RefSeq and is marked reviewed. Gene Ontology annotation, cellular component: apoplast.
ACUUCACAUCACCACUCUCAAAUAUUCUCAAGAGUCCUUAACAACGAUAUUUAGUUUUUUCCCUUUUUUCUGUUUUCUUUUUAUCUCCCAUUUUUCUUCCAAUAUAAUGGAAUCGUUUAUGGGUCAAAAGAAAACAUUGUACGCGUGUUAUUUUUUAAUGUUGGUGUUUUUUUUAGGGUUCAAUUGUGUCCAUGGACGAACCCUAAAAGUUGAUGAUAAGAUUAAUGGUGGUCAUUAUGAUAGCAAGACGAUGAUGGCAUUGGCAAAGCACAAUGAUAUGAUGGUUGAUGACAAGGCAAUGCAGUUCUCGCCGCCACCACCACCACCACCGCCGUCACAAUCGGGAGGUAAAGAUGCUGAAGAUUUCAGGCCUACAACGCCUGGCCACAGCCCUGGCAUUGGCCAUAGUUUAUCCCAUAAUUGAUCAUUUUCAUGCAAUUUCACAUAUGUAUAUAUGUGUUGUGAACUUAUGAUUAAAUAUUGUUCGUUUUAAUUUUUCUUAAAUUUGCUUCGUGGAAUAAAAUGAUUUAUGUUUUUUUCAAGUCGUGGUUGAGUAGAACACGAUGCGUACGUAUAUUAAGAACUUAUUCGGGACCUAGAAAAUAUACACAUUGUAUAUGGCCAAAAUAUACUACAAG